GCCCAUCAUACCUGAGUGGCGCGCGCCGCGGUUGCCAGGUGCGGCGGGUCUUCCGGAGCGCCGUGACGCGGCAGAGGAGUCGGACUUUCCGCGGACAGAUCCGAGAGGCUCCAAAAGUGGUGACAACAAAACCAGCGCAGAGACGCCGCUUUCUGUGGGUUCAUUAGAGCGCAGGUGCAGCCGCCGCCGGGAUGAGGGGGGCUCUGGUUCCAGGGGUGCUCCUGCUGCUGUCCACAGCGGUCUGGUGUGACGACCCGUCUCCACCUGGAAAACCCGUUCUGACUGCAGAGAGCUGCAGGUCCCCCGAGAAGGAGACGUUUACGUGCUGGUGGACCCCCGGAUCUUCAGGAGGACUGCCGACUGUCCACCGCCUUUUCUACAAGAAAGCGAGUUAUGAAAAAGAGCUGGAGUGUCCCGACUACCGCUCUGGAGGAAGAAACUCCUGCUUCUUUGACAAGACUAUCACCAGCCUGUGGGAGGAGUUCGAGCUGACCGUGGUGGCCGCCAACGCCCUCGGCGACGCCACCUCGGACACCCUGAAGAUCGACGUCAUGGAUGUGGUGCGACCGUACCACCCCAAAAACUUGGCUCUCCGGGUGAAGCAGAGCAACGACAACCCCUACCUGUACAUCAGCUGGCAGAGCCCCCUGAAUAAAACGAAUACGUUCGGUUGGGCCACCAUCAAAUACGAGCUGGGAGUCAGACCGGAGAAGAGCAAAGAAUGGAAGAUUUAUGACACAGGAUUACAAACCAACUUCAGCCUGCACACGGUCGACCCCGGGGCGACCUACGAGGUGCAGGUGAGGUGCACUCUGGACCACAGCCGCUGGAGCGAGUGGAGCCCCGCCGCCUCCAUCAAGAUCCCCAUCAAUUCUCAGAAGGACAAACUGCUGUGGGUCCUGAUACUGGUCUCCUUGAUUCCACUGCUGACUGCCAUCUGUGCUCUGGUUGUAAGGAGGAAUUCGGUGAAGCAGUGCCUCCUCCCUCCCGUUCCUGGUCCAAAGAUCAUCGGAGUCGACCCUAAACUUCUCAAGAGUGGGAGGUCUGAGGAUGUGGUCAGCGCGCUGUUUGGGAACCAGAAGCUGGUGAACAUGAAGGCGAGGACGGAGGAGAUCGAGGAGUUCAUCAGCGUGUCGGAGAGCCGGGGCUGGCUGCUGUCUGAUGACUUCCUGUCGGAGAAGGUGAGGAGCCUGAUCAUCCCCAACGGCUUCCUCUUCACCUCCAAGAGCCAGGAUGUGGAAAAGGCCGAAGACGGCAGGGAGGAUCCGCUCUUCGACACCAGAUCGUCUCGGUCGGGGGACAGCGGGACCGCCGUGGAGCCGCUACUGCUCCCGCCUGAGCCUCAAAGUGUGAACCCGGUGAGCAAAGACGCCGCCUGCAGGAGCGCCAUGCAGUGCCCCCCUCCCACCAGCUACGUGGACAUCCCCACACCCGAGGACGGCGGGGCGCCGGAGGUCCCCUCGGACAACUACAGCCGAGUGAAAGGCGUGAGCGGCGAGGACAUCCUCCUGGAGAAAGAGCCGGUCCUGCCGUGCCGGGAUGCUCAGAUCCAGCAGAUCAGCAUGGCAAGCGACUACAGCAGGGUCGCAGAGGUGAACAGUGACACCACGGUGCUGCUGCAGAAGCUCCGCCCCUCGGCUGACCCCUCCUGUAAGGAGAAGCAGCUCCGUGAUGCGGAAUGGAAGGUUUGCAGAAAAGGAAAGCCUUCCGGGACUGAAUCCAGCGAAGGACCAUGCACGCCGCUGGUUGGAAGCGGAUACGUGGACUCUGUGCUAAAUUUCACUGUGAAGUGAUUUGUCGUCAUGACAACAAACAUCACGUUUUUUUGUUUGGCUUUUGAUCACUGAUGGACUCUUGGAUAAAGACGUUCAAAGACGCCAGCAUGAACCUCCAGAGUAGAAUUUAUAAUUUAUGUUGCCUCGAUCAGAAUAGAAGUGACUGACGAUCAUCCGACUGCAGACGCGGAUGAACGGAUCUCCAGGAGGUUCAUUCUCAGACGGAUCUCCAGGAGGUUCAUUCUCAGACGGAUCUCCAGGAGGUUUAUCCCUCUAAUUGCUUGUUUCGCUCGUAAUCACCGCAUUGUUGUGACGUUUUCAGCAUUUGUUUCAAAGAUCAGCUGUAGAGACAGCAGCUGACCGUGGCUUUAAGCGCUCACACGUUUGACGUGUCCUUCAUCUGACGUCACGCCUCCUCCUCCUCCGCCUCCUCCUCCUCCUCGCUGUUGUAGCUCGUGAUGUUACCUCCCCAGGUAUGUCAGGCUUUGGCUGUGCGGUUUGGAAGUCCUUCUUCUCUUUUGAACGACCUCGUGGGUGAUUAAAUCUUUACAAUCCA
Molecule: messenger RNA, 2331 nt
Organism: Oryzias melastigma (Indian medaka)
Lineage: Eukaryota; Metazoa; Chordata; Actinopteri; Beloniformes; Adrianichthyidae
Gene: prlrb
Product: prolactin receptor b
Exons: 9
Coding region: 192-1793 (533 amino acids)
Biological process (GO): cytokine-mediated signaling pathway
Cellular component (GO): external side of plasma membrane
Molecular function (GO): cytokine receptor activity; protein binding
Source: RefSeq, a predicted model, not a curated record